AUGAACUUAAAUAUCGGUGAAGAGAGAGAAUCGGAUUCAAAACUUUUAGAUAUUUGUCGACAAGUGAUCAGACAUAGCGUUAAAACAUCGCAUCCAAACUUUUACAAUCAACUCUAUGGCGGAGCCGAACAAUACUCACUUUCUGGCGCUUUCUUAACCGAUGCGCUCAACACUUCUGCGGCUACGUUCGAGAUAUCGCCAGUAUUUUCUGUAAUUGAAAAGUAUUUAAUUAAAUAUUUGGGAGAAUUGGUUGGCUAUGAAUGCUCGCAGAUUGACGGCAUGUUCGCACCGGGAGGUUCCAGCGCUAAUACAUACGCUAUGGUGUUAUCGCGACAAAAAGCUUUCCCUCAAUCCAAACAGAAAGGUAUCCGAGAAUUGGGAGAACUAGUGAUGUUUGCCUCCGAAGACUCUCACUACUCGUUUGUGAAGUCUGCCAUUUGGUUAGGAAUGGGAACGGAAUCUGUAAUCAAAGUGAAGGCCGAUGAAAGGGGACGGAUGUGCGUCAGUGAACUCAGAAACAACAUAUUGUUUGCCAAGAGCGGGGGUAAAGUGCCGUAUAUGGUGUCGGCCACAUCCGGCACAACAGUUUUGGGCGCAUUUGAUCCGUUGCCAGAGAUCGCAGACAUUUGCCAAGAGUUUGGCCUAUGGCUGCACGUGGACGGCGCUCUGGGCGGCGCUUGGCUUAUGUCUAGACAACAUCUGCACCUAUUGUCGGGUGUGAAUCGGGCCGAUUCGGUCACAUGGGAUCUCCAUAAAAUGACAUGCGCUCCGCAACAAUGCACUGUCAUUCUGACCAAACACCCGACUAUUCUCUGUGAGACCAACUCAUUGCGCGCCGAAUAUAUCUUUCAAAGCGACAAAUUCUAUGAC
This is a messenger RNA of Medioppia subpectinata, 870 nucleotides long. The record is from the annotation of a GenBank genome assembly. Lineage: Eukaryota; Metazoa; Arthropoda; Arachnida; Sarcoptiformes; Oppiidae.